Messenger RNA from Hibiscus syriacus, 2194 nucleotides. RefSeq lists its product as uncharacterized. The coding region runs from base 497 to 2014 and encodes 505 amino acids. The transcript has 2 exons. NCBI's taxonomy places the organism in Eukaryota, Viridiplantae, Streptophyta, Magnoliopsida, Malvales, Malvaceae. The record is from RefSeq and is a predicted model, not a curated record.
UGUCCAGAAAACAAAAAUUGCCGUCACCAUUUCCGUUACCUAACGCCGUCAGUUCGAAACGGCGCCGAUGUCUCGACCAUUUCCUUAUUCAGAUCCGUCUCUUUAAACAGAUUCCGUUCUCUCUCUCUCUCUCUCAAAGGGAUCAUAGUUUUCAAGCUCUCAAUUUUCUCUGGAUUCAAAUCUUCUCCUUUUAGGUUGGGUUUUUUUUGGUGUUAACAAUGUUGCUGCCCUUGUUCGUAUUCAGCUGUCGUUUGAUUCUGAUUGAUUGAUUGAUGAAGCCUAGUGGAUUUUGUUGUGCUCGGAAUUGAAUCAUGAAGAUUUUUAUGAGAUUUACCAGUGGUUUUGUGGAUUGAUUGGUUUAUGAAUAUACUAUUUGGCUCGUAUUUUUCAUUUGAUUUAUGAAGAUAUCUCUACAGGGAGCUUUUGUUUAUUUUUAGGGUUUUUAAGUUUCAAACAGUGGAAAAUAGGAAACAGUUAGUAGAGCAAGGAAAAAAGAAUGGGGGAAGCUCUUCUUACUACUCUGUCAAUGGAGGCUGAUCACCCGUCUACACUUCUGUCUAUGGAUUCGGGUUCUUUUCUACCAGAUGAAUUGGAGAGAGAGAUGAAUCGAUCUAUGAUGCUUUCUCGGCCACCCGAUAUCAAUCUCCCGUUAUCAUCUGAACCGAGCCCACCUCCAUUGGCAUGGAACGAUCCAUGCGACAUCUUAGAUGUUAGCCUUGCACCCCAGAUUUAUGAGGCGGUUCUCAAUGUCCCAAAAGUAGCUAAGAAGUGUAUGAAGCGUCUUGACAGUGUAUGGGGUGCUUGGUUUUUCUUUACUUUCUACUUCAAGCCUGUUUUAAAUGGGAAGUCAAAAUCUAAGGUAAUCAGAGACAGCAAUGGUUUGUCCAGUUAUGACAAGUCAGACUUGCAGCUAGAUUCGUUCUUGGUUCAGCAUGACAUGGAGAACAUGUAUAUGUGGGUUUUCAAGGAAAGGUCCGAAAAUGCACUUGGUAAGAUGCAGUUGAGGAGUUACAUGAAUGGGCAUUCUCGACAAGGAGAGCCCCCGUUUCCGUUUAGUGUUGGUAAUGGUUUUGUUAGAUCUCAUAGAAUGCAGAGAAAACACUACAGGGGUCUCUCUAAUCCUCAGUGUUUACAUGGGAUUGAAGUUGUGGCGUCACCAAACCUCUCAAAUCUUGAUGAUGAAGAGAAGAGGAGGUGGAGAGACCUUACCGGCAGGGAUAUUAACUUCUCUAUGCCUCCUGAAGCAAGUGAUUUUGCAGCUUGGAGGAAUCUUACCAGCACAGAAUUCGAGCUUGAGCGUCCCCCGGCUCUUUUAAAGGGUAAUUUAAAUUCCCACACUAGAAAGCUGCUUAACAGUACUGGUGUGAACUUAUCAGCUCAGCAGAUAGAACAUAGCAACGGUAAUGGGUUGGAUUUAUCACCUGUCUGUAAUAAACGGAAAAAGGACUAUUUCUGGAACGGAAAUGAUGAGGAUCCGGGUUUACCAAAUAAUUUGUAUUGUAAUGGAGUUUUGGAUAUGAAAAUCCACCCAGUUCAUCUGACAUGGAUGAAUGAAUUUAGUGGGGUAAUGAAGAAUGUAUACGGGCCUGUAACAGCAGCAAAAACAAUAUAUGAAGAUGAUGAGAGCUUUCUGAUCAUUGUCAGCUUGCCAUUUUCUGAUCGUCAAAGGGUGAAAGUUACUUGGAGAAAUACUCCCUCACAUGGAAUUGUAAAGAUAUCGUGUGUGAAUACAGCUUGCAUGCCACUCAUUAAGAGGCAUGAUAGGACAUUUAAGCUAACAGAUCCAGCACCUGAGCACUGCCCUCCGGGGGAAUUCGUCAGAGAAAUUCCCCUUCCAGACCGCAUUCCUGAAAAUGCUAAACUGGAAGCAUACCAUGAUGAGACCGGAACAAUGCUCGAGAUUAUCGUGCCUAAGCAACGUGGAGGACCAGAAGAGCACGAGGUCCGUGUCUGCUUUCGUCCCUCCCCGUGGAGUGAGAGACCAUUCAUGGACCUAGAGGAAUCUAUAUUGUGAUACAGGUAGGGAUGUUAGUGGUUGGUGCUUCAUUGUUUCCUAACCUCAUUCCAUGAGGAAAUCUAUAUGAAUUAUAACUGCAUUUUUUAUAUCAUAUGUUUGUUUUUUGUCAUACUGCGUGUAGUUGAUUCAUCGUAAUUAUUGACAAUUCAUCUUUAUUGACAUAAUCAUUCUUUUACA